Molecule: messenger RNA, 9423 nt
Organism: Tympanuchus pallidicinctus (lesser prairie-chicken)
Lineage: Eukaryota; Metazoa; Chordata; Aves; Galliformes; Phasianidae
Gene: OVCH2
Product: ovochymase 2
Exons: 22
Coding region: 4253-6787 (844 amino acids)
Biological process (GO): proteolysis; acrosome reaction
Molecular function (GO): serine-type endopeptidase activity
Source: RefSeq, a predicted model, not a curated record
UUUUCCCUGAUGAGUCUUUGAAAAUCAAGUUAGUGACAGACUUGAUUUUUUAGUAAAAAAAAGCCAAACAAAGCAACAAUAAAAAACACAGAAACAAAUGUCAACUUAAACUUUGGUGAGCUGAUAUCAAAAUGCAUGGUGUUUGGUCAUAGAAACUUUAUUUUAAACUUCAAAUAGCUUUCUCUUAGCUUUUUUUUUUAUUUGUAAUAUCAGUUACGUGUUUAUUUAGAUGGCUUCUUUUUCACAUAGCUUAAAAGGGCACUUUGGAUUGGCAGUAGCUGGCACAUGGAUUAAUAUUUCAAGGAAUUCUAAGCAAUCGUAGCUGUUGCAGCAUUUUGAUUCGGUGGUCGGUCAGGGGAAGGUAGCAUUAACUUCGUGCAUUACCUAAAUUGUUUGUUUUUUUAACCUCCUGAGUUGCUUCAGAUAACUUUGUCCACCUUUCUGUCUGGAGUUGAUUGUAAGUUAAAGGCUACUUUAACAAAUAUGACUCACUGAGAGAUAACCACUAAUUAUGCAUUUGGCUUCUCUGGAAUAUGGGAUAAUGAUGGUAAUGAAUGGCUUUUAAAGUGUGUGUGCGUGCGUGUGUUCUUACAUCAGUUAUAUCCGUUAACUGCAAGAGUAAUGUUUAUUAUCAGAAGCCUUUUAUUUCAUUCUAACAGAAUUAUUUCUUUCAGAAGGUGGUAAUUUUCUAGUUAUUCUAGCUUAGGAAAAACUAAUAUCCUCAGGUAGAAGCAAGGCCUCUUGUUUCUGUGUGGACAAGUGGGGGGGAAAAAAAGCAUGGCCUUUUAUUAUUGAAGCACUAUCAACUUUACAAAUGAUUCUUUGAGGAAAUAAGAAAUUAAAACUGUUCCUUGAUUAAAAUUCACCAUGCACAGAAGAGAGGAAUAAAUCAUAAGUUGUUUCUGCCUCGUAAGUUAGGGCAUACAGGAGGACAUAGGGGAUGAUCUUAUCUGUGUUGUAGACCCUAGGAGGGUCAGAAAACAGUUAUGUUCGUGUAUUUGUCAAGAAACACCUGUUUUACUAGUUCAUUUCAGUGCAAAUUAUUUAAUGCUUAGCCACUACUAGCUUUAAGGAUCACGUCUGUCUUAAUUCAGAUUCGAGACAGUUUCAUGUACCUGAAAAAUUUUAUCCAUAUGAAACUGUAUCUCAACUGUUUUUUGUUUCCUGAUGAAGUGGUCUCAGAACUGGAGACAUAAAUAGCUUCAGGUUUAGACACCUAACUUGGAUGACAUUCAGCAGUCUGAAGUGAGCAGCCAUGAUUUCCUUUAUUAUAUAUAGGUGUUUUCUCAGUGUGAUUCAGCAUCAUAAGGCACAUGCUUAAAACAAAUAAGGAUUUCUCAAAAGCAGUCAUACUGUAGGGUGUGAAAAUGAAAUAGUUAAGUGAUGGGAGAGAGCUUAGUGCUGUCAGAAUUUGUUCUUACUUUAACAGGAAUGUGACACUGUGGCUGUAUUGACACUGCAUUGUCAUGUGAUGCGUGAUUUGCGUUAUAUGUUAUGCUUACUGUCCAAGCAGAUAAAUCAGACAGCAGAAAUUAAUUGUGACUUGAGUGGUACCUGAUGACAAACUUAAUGUACUUUCCUAGGACAGUGCUCAUUCCAGCUUAAAGAUUCAGUCUUGAACUGGGCAGGGGCAGCAGUUAAUGAGAUUCUUGUUUAGAGUGAUGGUGUAUGAGAAUCUGCAGAGUCUGGAAGGUGAGAUUUUCCAGUUUACAGGAUAGAAAUCUUGCAAGUUAUUUACGUGAUAUAAAGGGCAGCAGAUGUCCUUCAGAUUCAUAUUAUCACUCCCACACAGGAUGUUUUCAAAUAGGCUUUCAAAUAAGCUCUUGCACUAAUUUUGAACAAAUUGCCCAGGCUAGAACAAGACAGCUUGGUAGCUACUGUAUGUCCUCUGCAGGAAGAAAUGAGCAUUGUCUUGCAGUUCACUUCCUUGCUUCGUGUUCCUUCUAGGUAUUUUGUUAAAUGCAUGUAACUCUUAAAUUGUAGUACACUUAAUAGUUGCAUAUAAUUACACAUUAUCUGAAGUUUUCACUUAGAAGGAUUUGUUUGAUUUUGUUUUCCAAUUAACUUUCAAAUCCAUUUCACCUUUUCUGUUUGAUCCAGGCUCUCCCAGUUUUGAUCAGAUCUACUUUUAGUUGUAUAAAAUAAAUAUUUUUCAGAAUGUUAUGCCUAGUAACUGGGAAAAGAAUUCAAGACUAAUUUAGGCACAAGAAGCCCAAACUUAUUGAAUUGGAUGAGCUUUCAUUGAGUAAACUGAAUUAACAACAUAAGCUAAUGCUCACUGAUAAUGUGACAUCAGGUAGAUCUCUUUUCGGAAGCUAUGAUGGAGGACUUAAAGAUUUUCCACUGCAUUCUGUUUAUUUGCUUGCCAGGCUCUUGUCUGUAAUCAACUAUUUAACACUAGGUAGCGCCUUUCUCCUCUGUAUCAUGUUGCAAAAAUGACAAUCCAGAAGGCUGCUCUUGUGUUUGGAUCUUAGGCUUACUCUCCCUAUGCUGAGCGGGCACUUCUUCUGGGCUCCUUGGUUUCCUCCCCCACUCAGGUUCUGCCAUCAGUUCCUCUGUUCUUGCUACCUACUCAUUUAUCUGACCGUCGCUAUAGUGCUAAGCCUACUGAGAUUAAAAGAUUGUAUGCUUUAUUAAUGCCAAGCACUGAAUGUACUAGGGAAAUGGAUGGGCCACUUUUGUUUCUUAAAGAAUGUUAAAUUCUGUUUAUUGGAAACAAAUGGCAGAUUUCUAACUCCUGUGUGACUACAGUGAUCAGUUGAGUUAUGUACUUAUAAGGUCAUGUGGCAGGACAGGUCCUGCAUCUUUUCAAUCCAUGUAUGUGGUUCUAAGCCACAACUAAUAUUUCCUUGUCAGUGACACCUGUGGUUUUCCUCUGUUAAAUAUUUGAUUUGGAAAGAAAAACACGCAAGGUAGCUUUCACUCUUUGUGACUCUAAUUUAAAACCAAGCCUAUUCAUUUUUAAUAGGAAUCUAUGGCACUUAAGGACUAGUAAGUCAGUUUGUGGGUGAAUUAGCUGCCACUGUGCUGUUUUCUGUGUUUCAUAUGGCUUCUGCAUUUUAGAGCCAAUGUGUAUUUAGUGCCUACACAUCUCUUCGAAGAGUGUGAAAGGACUUGAAAGUAGACAGAAUAUUAGGUUGCUGAAUUUUGUUCUCCAGUAAUAUUCUGUGAUUUGUUUAUAAUAGUAACAAUAUUAAAUCUCUGAUUAGAGAGAAGUAGAACACUCCAUUUUUCUUCAGUGAUACUGCUUUUAUCUUACUCUCCACUAUUAGACUGCAGAGAGAGGAAAUAAGUGUUGGGGGAGUCAGUUUUUCUCAGUGGUUUUGUCUGCUUUCAGAAUUAUAUGUAAUCCUAUUAUUUUAAUCAUUCUCUUGGAAACUUGGACUUGGUGUUUCACUUGACUUUUUGAAAUGUCAAGAGUUAUUACCCUCUGUGUCAGCAGUGAUCAGUUUAACUGGCAUAUAAACUGAAUGGUGAAUCUGGAAAGCAGAUGCUCUCUUCACUCAUUUCACAGGUGCUUGGCAUGAAGUUUUAGUAAUUGACUUUUUAAUGUCAGGCAUCUCUUAGGAUAAGAUGGAUAUGCAGUGGCUUGCCUGAAAUCUCAGUCUCUUCAGGCACUUGAUGUGGGGAGCAGAACAAAAAGCCUAUCCAGAAUAACCAUGCUAAAAACAAAAGUCAGUGUUACCUGCAUACUUAAAGUAAUACUGUUUCAAAAUCUGGAGAUUUUGUUAUCACAUUUUCUGGAUUUUUUUUCACAAAAGAUAUAAAACAUAAGGUGAUGACUUGCAUCUCGAUGAAUGUUGACUGCAUUUAAAGCACAAAAUCUGCUUUCGGGUCAUCUUAAUUCUUCUUCCUACUUAUGCAAGCAUUGGUAUUCUCCUGUUUGUGAUGAAUCACUGUAGAAACCCAGGUGGGAGUGUUUAGAACAGAUAGUCAGCAUGUGUUGUUGCAAAAGACACAGGUAUUUUACAUAAUUAACUGCUUGGGGCAUUCAUGAAGAACAAGAAGCCCAUCUGGGCCUUAAACCAUGGUGAAAGAAUGGGCUGCCAAUUCAAAGUGAAAUCACCUGUUGCUAAUUUUCCUGCCUAGUUUGCCUUCCAUUCUUUUGAUGUGAUCGUCAGGGUUAUUUGCUAUAUCUUCAUGAUCAUUCUUUAAGAAGCUUUUCCUUCAUUGUUGGUGUUUCAUAAGGUUCCCUAGGAAGUUAGUCUGGAGAUGGAACGCAGGCUUUCAGACUGUCACUUCAAACCCCAAGAUGUGCAUUACUAACAGUGAGCUGCUGUUACUCCUCAUGGGGGUUAUUUGUAUUACAGAGUCCCGUGCUGUAUCAUACACUCUUCAGAAAGAUCCUAAGUGCGGGCAGAAAGUUCGUGAGACAAGACCAUGGAGUGACUUUAACCUUUUCACUCGGAUUGUUGGGGGGAACCAGGUGAAACAGGGCUCACAUCCAUGGCAGGUUUCCUUGAAACGAAGAGAAAAGCAUUUCUGUGGAGGCACCAUUGUUUCUGCUCAGUGGGUGGUCACGGCAGCUCACUGCGUCACAGACAGGAACCUACUCAAGUAUUUGAACGUCACUGCAGGAGAGCAUGACUUAAGAAUCAGGGAGAAUGGAGAGCAGACACUGCCUGUUAAAUAUAUCAUUAAACAUCCAAACUUUGACCCACGAAGGCCGAUGAACUAUGACAUAGCCCUUCUUAAGCUGGAUGGAACCUUCAACUUCAGUUCAUCAGUUUUGCCAGCAUGUCUUCCUGAUCCAGGUGAAAAAUUUGAAGCGGGUUAUAUCUGCACUACUUGUGGCUGGGGCCGUUUAAGAGAGAAUGGAGUGCUCCCUCAGGUUUUAUAUGAAGUCAAUCUACCAAUUCUAAAUAGUAGGGAAUGUUCAACAGCAUUGUCAACUUUAAAGAAGCCCAUCCAAGGUGACACUAUACUGUGUGCUGGAUUUCCAGAUGGAGGAAAAGAUGCCUGCCAGGGAGACUCUGGGGGUCCUCUCUUGUGCCAACGUAAGCACGGUGCCUGGAUUCUCGUUGGUGUGAUUUCCUGGGGGAUGGGAUGUGCUCGUGGCUGGAGAGGUAAUGAGAAGAAGAAACAUUAUGAAAGAGGGUCUCCUGGAAUAUUCACAGACCUCAGUGCAGUGCUUUACUGGAUUCAAGAAAAUAUGAGUGCUGAUCUGAAAAUGAAAAGUUCUACACCAUUUUGUAGUGUUCAGGAUGGCAAGCUCCCAGACAGUGAAGGAGAAUUAAAUUUUCCUGGAAGUUCUGAACAGUUCUAUCAAAACCAUCAGUUGUGUGUAUGGACUCUGUUUGUAUCAGAAGGAAAUUAUAUAUUGCUUCGUUUUUCCCACUUCGAUAUAGAGCUGGAAACGUUUUGCGAGUAUGAUUCUUUAUCAGUCUAUUCAAAAGACAACAGACUUGUUGGGAAAUUCUGUGGAGGAGAUCUUCCAUUGCCUAUUUUGAUUGGGUCCGACAAUAUAAGGCUGAAAUUUGUUUCUGACAACAAGGAUCAUGGAACUGGUUUUUCUAUGACUUAUAAAGCUCUUGCACCACGUAUCCAUCCUGAUUCUGGCUGUGAGUCCUUAGCUGUCCUUUUUGAAGAAGGAGUGUUGCAAAGUAUGCACUAUCCAGAGCACUACAGCAAUCUGGCAGACUGUCAAUGGAUUAUUUGUGCGCCAGAAGACCAUGUAAUAAAGCUUACAUACCAGUCUUUUGAAGUAGAAGAGAGUGAAGAUUGUUCUUAUGAUGCUGUUACUGUGUAUGAAGAUGUGGAAAAAGAAGAGGAAAUUGCUAGAUCAUGUGGGUUUCUCCUACCAGCGCCUGUUCUAAGCUCCUCUUCCAUGAUGCUGGUUGUCUUUCACUCUGAUGAAACAGAGAACUUUGAAGGAUUCAGAGCUACAAUCACUUUUGUACAUGUUACAGAUUUAGAUACCUUGGAUUCUGCUGGUGUGCAAGUAUUUGAAAAUACGAAUAUGACCGAGGAAGAACUGCAGGUUACAGCAGAUGAUGUUUGUGGAAUGCCUUCAAAUCAGCCGAGAUUCAUCUUCAGUAGGAUAAUUGGAGGUGAAGAGGCUGUACCACACUCAUGGCCUUGGCAGGUCAGCAUACAAAUUUCAGAUCAACAUAUCUGUGGAGGAGCAGUUGUUGCCAAAGAAUGGGUUGUCACAGCUGCUCACUGCUUUAAUUCUAAGGAACUCUUCAGAAACUUAUGGAUGGUGGUCACAGGAAUUCAUGAUCUUACAGAGCAAGAAUACAGACAGAAAAGAUCAGUAAAGCAAUAUAUUAUACAUCCGAGCUUUAACAAGAUCACUAUGGACUCUGACAUUGCUUUACUGCAACUGGCUGAGCCCUUAGAAUUCAACCACUAUGUGCAUCCUGUGUGUCUCCCUGCGAAGGAAGAAGUGGUUCAGCCCUCCAGCGUAUGCAUUGUCACAGGGUGGGGAGCACAGGAAGAAGAUAGGGAAAAGAAUAAAAAGUUGCACCAGCUGGAAGUUCCCAUCUUGAUGCUUGAAGCAUGUCAGACCUAUUACAUAAAUCUUCCGAGUAGAGUGACUCAGAGGAUGAUCUGUGCUGGGUUCCCUCUGGAAGAAGGCAAGGAUUCAUGCACAGGUGAUUCUGGUGGCCCAUUAGUUUGUCCUUCAAAAGAUGGCUCAGGAUUUUACACCCUUAAUGGAAUCACUAGCUGGGGCUUGGGCUGUGGAAGAAAGAGCUACCCAGGAGUAUACACAAAUGUUGGUGUUUUUGUGGACUGGAUCAAGCAGAGCAUUAACAGUAGCGAUCUGCCCGUUUUCAUGGUGUAACUGUCAAAAGAGUUGUGAUGGACUACACUGUAGAACGCUUCCAAAGUACAAAUGUCACUAAAAGCAAUUUGGUGAGAGCGUAUUAGUUUGUGACUGCUGAAGAGAUCAUGGAGUGGCUGAUACUUACCUUGAUCAAUUUACUGCUUAUUUUCCUGAUUGAGACCUCAACCUUACAUGUGUGUUCUUGGGAUAUACAUAAGUUACUUACAGGUUUCUGACACUGUCAAUCUAUACUAGAAGGAAGGAUAAGUCACCACAUACUGUAUGUCAAGCAUGCACUCAAAUGCAGCCCUGGAGAAAACAAAAAUCUAUGCAAAAUAGGCAUGUAUGUUAAACAACUGAAGUCAGUUAUCUUUCCCUAAGGUCAGUGAGAGUGUUAGUUCUGGCUCUGAGGAGACCCAGGCAGUGGUGGUACAUCUUUAAGGAUCAAAAUAACACUGUCUAGUGAUUAGUCGUGUAAAUCAAUCCAAUUGCUUGGAAAAUAGUAUUUUAAUAUGCACAAACGAUGGUCCUUAGAAGCCUGAUCUGACUGACUUGUGUAUCUAUUAUAAGAAUGAUUUGACUACGUUAUUUUCCUGUUACUGUAACAAUUUUUCUACAUGUAAUUGUGCCAAAAGAAUUUUGGUACUUGGGAAGGUGCCACCAAAAGCAGAAUAGAUAUAACUGUGUUCAAAACUGCUUGGGCUUUUGGGAUGUAAGGAAGGUUCAGUAGGAGAGCCUGGGUCACUCACAUGAGAACCUUCUGGUCUGCCUACCUGGUGGAAUCAUCCAUCGAUGUGAAUCCCCAUGAAGAAGCCCAGCUUGUGUAUAAGAUUGUGCAAGAUUUUACCAUCUUGUUAGAUUAGAAUUCCAGUGAAAGGCAUUUUUUGGGCAUUAAGUGACUUGUUAUCAAUGUAGGAAAUUCAACACAGUAAGGGCUGUGCUUGGUGCAAACACUCAUCUCUAUGACCCACAGCUUUUCAAUAACCUGGGGUACUGAGUAUGUUUCUCGUGCUUGAUCUAAGGUUUCCCUUACAUCAACCAUGGUCCCAUUUUAAAUGUUUUAAAUCAGUUACGUACAGUAUGUUAUUUUAGGUCUGUUAAUCUUAGCAGUGGAAGUAUUGACAGAAAUCUGAAGGAAGCCUCGAUGACCUGAUGAAAACAUUUAUAGCGUGGUGUUGCUAUAUUCUGUUCCAAAUUUCUGUAUUGAAGAAAAGUUGGUGUUUUGAUUAAAAAGUAACAUCACCUUUUCUGGAUAAGAAAACUUCCUAUUUUAACAAAUUGCUUGUUGUUCAAACAGAGGUGUUCAAAAAGACAGGUGGUCCAGGCCAGCAGCCUCUGGCAGCAUGCAGUAACUGGCAAAUGUCCUAAUUAAUCUAUCCGUAUAAUCAAAGAGGUACUGUGUAAUUCACACGCUUCAAAGUGAGCACAUCUGCUUGUAAAUAGCAAUUUGUUUAAUGCCUAAAUGGCUGCUUGCACUCGAAAUUGUGAUGAUAGGCUCCAAUUAGAUUUGCAGGCUGUGCUGUGCACGGCUGUAGGUUUAGAAACUAGAUCAGUAUGGAUAGCAUAAUAGGUGACGUGAGUAUAAUCCUUUGACUCAAUGGCCUGGAAAACAGCUAGGAGGGAAGUAAGAUACCUUGUCUCUGCUGAUAUUAGUGGCAAAACAUUUUGUGUCCAGAUGUAAAGUCCUCAGUACAGGAGAGAUGGGGACCUCAUGAAGCAUGUCCAGGGGAAGGCCACAAGAAUGAAAAUACUGCAUGGUGAGAGGACGAAUUCAAAGAUGCAUAAGGCAUAGUUGUGUUAUUGACAGAGUAUGCUUGUUCCAUCUCCGAGCUCUUGGAAGGGACUCCUGAAAAGGAAAGGAGGGGAAAUAUCCUUUGUGGUUUUUCGUUGUAGAAGUUUGUUAUUGUUUGGUUCUGGGGGGAGUUGCUGUUUGCUGAUGCAUCAAGUGUAACUGCUAGAAGUUGGGGUGCCUCAUCUCUUGGAUGUGGUUCUGUUUUACUUAAUGGGAACAGGAGGACUUAAAGUACCUGUGAAGUUGUUUUUCUGUUUGUUUGUUGUUCUGCUUAUUAAACAAAUACAAGAAAUAACUAGUUUUUAAAAAGUGCAGAAAACCAACCCUAAACCAAGAAAAAGCAGCGAUGGGGGAACUGCAGGUGGUAUCUGCUGCACCCCUAUUGAAUGCAAUGGACAUAUGGAUAGAUGCAGAGCUAACAUCACUUAAAAUGCCUUAUGUGUGUUAGGAGCCCUAUCUUCCUGUAUUUGAUUUGAUUAUUACAGUACUUAUUUUUACUUGGCUGCAUGACGCCAACCUUUUGCAUUUCUGCUGGUGGUUUCUCAGGUAAUCUCAUUUUGCUGUUGUUAUAUCUUUCUAGGCUAUUGAAAACUUCAAGGAUCUUUUAUCAAUAAAAGAAGCGUGAACUGUUUUGGGAUGCAAAUAAAAUCUGAUAGAAGAAAUUAAAAACAAUGCUUUCAAUUGAGUUAAUGCAGUGGGAUUGUAUUUUGGCUUGGACUCUUGUGUAAAUGUUGUACACUUUAUUCUGACCUGUGGAACAGCACUCAGAGACUCACAGAGAAUAUGAAUGUAAGGUAGUUUUAUUAGAUUUAAGGUUUAUACCUUACAAUAUGCAGGCUCAUAAUACUGCAAACUGAAAAAA